This is a messenger RNA of Labeo rohita (rohu), 2399 nucleotides long. RefSeq lists its product as uncharacterized. NCBI's taxonomy places the organism in Eukaryota, Metazoa, Chordata, Actinopteri, Cypriniformes, Cyprinidae. The transcript has 6 exons. The coding region runs from base 227 to 1411 and encodes 394 amino acids. The record is from RefSeq and is a predicted model, not a curated record.
GUUUUUAGGAACGGCACCGGAAGUGGAGUAGUUGUCAGAGGGUGAUUGAGAAGCAUUGGAGUCGGAAUGUGGGCGGCACUAGAAAGGUGUUUUUAGUUCAACGUGACAAAUCGACCUGCAAGUUUUAGUCACUUGUAGGAAAGUCAAGGUGGUGCGAAGAGGUUCACAUGUUCCGAUUGAGUCUGGGGAGAGAGACGGAGUCCCGGACGAGAGAAAUUCAUCAUCAAUGAACCUAUAUAGGAAUUUUGGGAAUCUCCUUGAGAGUUGGGUGACUGAAGGCUCCCAGGAUUUGUACUUACAGACAGGAUCUGGUCUGGACCGAUUAGAUUCCGUUUCUAGGGACUCCGUCCCGCUAUCCAAUGUAAAAUCAGAAUCGGAGGACUCCGGAUUUGAGACGGUUAGUACAACUAGUCCUUGUCAUUCUCAUCAGUGUAGUGUUUUGACAUCUGAAGAAUCACAGCCAGCUUUUGGCUCUACAGAGGACGAGGCUCAACCUUCAUCCCCGUCUCCUUCUGUUUGCUCCUCCUCAUCCUCAAGUGUCACUCUCAGCUCUGUGGCUCCAAUAACGACAUGUCUGGAGGUGGAGCAAGUCUUAAGAAGGACAGAUUCACCCUCAUGGAGAGGACCCCUGCAACAGAUUGAAAGGGGGACCGCUGGGCCACGGUAUCGCUCUAACACAACCUCUUGUACAGCCAGCUUUCACUCAAACAGCUCCAGAUCACAUCAUCGCUACGCUCGUCCAAGAAGAACUCAUUCACAACCUCCAGAUCCCAAGAAAGCAGCGUUGUACAGAAAACACCUAAAAUCACACCAGCAUGGCCAAUCAGUACACAGCCAGUUGGAGCAGCUUGCAGACGGUGAUCAAUACAGGCUGGACAAGCUGUCUCCAGGGUUGCUGUACCUGGAGCAGGUGUGCAGGAUGCUGGAGAACAUUGCAAAGCUACAGCAGCAAAACUACAGCCUGCAGAAAGAGGUGGAGAUUCUGAAGAGUCAGCAUGCUGAAAUAAAGUGUCGAAACUUGCAUGAGGAGGAAAUAGGCUAUCCUGCAAGUCAAAGUUUACGAAUUCUUGGUCAUGAAGAUCCACCCAGCAAACAGAUUCACCUAAAAGAACCCAUGGGGUUUCGUCACAGAUCGGUAUCUGACACUCAGGCAGCUGUCAGCCAUCGCAGGAGAACAAGGUUUGCGCGAGAACCUGCUGCAGGUGUCUUAGUCGAGGAACCUGAUGGUAAAGAUCCUCUACCGGAAAAUGAGCACAAAAAGCCGAGUAAGAUCCACAAGCUGAAAUUUGCAUCAUUUAGAAGGCAGGAAACACAGCUGUCUGACAGAGAAAGCAAAAGCUCUCAGCCUAAGAAGAAAACAAGAAUGCCCAGCUUUUUCAGCAGGAGCAGAAGUAUGACUACACGUCUCUAAAAUUCAUGCCACAUUGAUGCCCAGUGAUGGUGGCUCACAGUGGAGAGGCACACCUCCCAUUUACCUGAGGAUUAUGGCAUUUUUACACUCUCAAAAUAGGGUACAAAAGCUGUCACUGGCGUGGCAUCCUUUAAAAUGGUAACAGUUACUAACAUGUACAUUUUGGGUACUAAUAUAUGUGACCCUGGACCACAAAACCAGUCAUAAGGGUAAAUCUGAAAGCUGAAUAAAUAAGCUUUCCAUUGAUGUAUGGUUUGUUAGGAUAGGACAAUAUUUGUUCGAGAUACAAAUAUUUGAAUAUGUGGAAUCUGAGGGUGCAAAAAAAUCAAAAUAUUGAGAAAAUCGCCUUUAAAGUUGUCCAAAUGAAGUUCCUAAUAAUGGAUAUUACUAAUCAAAAAUUAAGUUUGGAUAUAUUUACAGUAGGAAUUUUAUAAAAUAUCUUCAUGGAACAUGAUUUUACAUAAUUCCCUAAUGAUUUUUGGCACAAAAGAAAAAUCAAUAAUUUUGACCCAUAAUAUGUAUUUUUGGCUAUUGCUACAAAUAUACCCCAGCGACUUAAGACUGGUUUUGUGGUCCAGGGUCACAUAUAUCCUUUAAGCCAAUUUUAGGGGUAAAUAAGGUACAGAUGUGUACCUUUUGAAAGGGUACUGGUGGGUACCGUAUUGGCCCACUGAGAGCUUAAGUAUAUUUUUGGAGAGUGUAUGUGUAGCCUAUUUUAAUCACAGUACUGAGUAGUACUAAAUAUCUUCAUGUACUUAAUGAAUAACUGUUCGGAACUGUCAGUGCACUUUGUAUUUGUUAGUCCUAUUGUAUAUAAAGUACCAUGCAAUGUAAAUUGCUGCUGUUUUGUUCUUGUUUCACUGUAUUAUAGCAUUUUUGCAUUUAUCAUGAUCUCAGUCUGUAAACUUUUGCUGCUAAAAGAAUUUCUUAUUUUGUAAGUGUAAAGUUAUUUACAUUUGUUUAAUGUAAUAAAAUACACAGUACAAUA